CAGCCUGGCCCCGUGCCACCCAUUGAAUUACGGAUCCCGCACCCCGGCCCCGCUGGCUGGCACGGUGCCCCCGGGCCCCAAGCGACACCCGCCCGAGGUCUCAGCUCGUGGGAACGACCCCCGGGCAGCAGGGCCGGCCCUGGGGGGUGUCACUGCAGGCCGGGUACCCCCCGGGGCUGGCGCAGCUGCGGGAGAGCCCUGGCUCGGUGCCCGAGCGCUGACGGUGUCACCGCACUCCUCCAGCUGCCCACGGUGACAGCGUGGACCAGUAGGACCCGGAGUGAACAGCCUGGUUAGGGUGGAAGAUCCCUGGAGACCGGAGGGAGCCAGUGUGCCGUGGGACAGAUCCCACUGCAAGGGCUGGGGCGAGCGAGGCCGCGGGAGGGCGUGAUUUGGGGGCCCUGCCCAGUCAGACCCCCAGAACUCCUCGUCCCAGUCUCACAGUGACCCCAGGUCCGAGCGGCACCGCCUGUUCCGCUGCCCGUCCCUGUCCAUCCCUCUGCCGCCAGGCUGGGGUGGCCCUUACAUAAACCCGGAACAGUCCUGCUUGUGUAACCUCCUUUAUAUAAUACCCUGGACCGCCGCGUGUGCCGGGUAAAUCCUGGCUGAGCCGGGCCGGCCGGCGCGCCGGGGCGCGGGACCCCCCCUCCCGCUCCUUGCAGCGCCCCGCCCGCCGCGCCCCCCGCCAUGCCCGGAGCGCUGCGGGGCCGCGGGGUGAGGCGGCUCUGCUGGGCCUUGGCCACCAGCGCUGCGGGGGCGGCAGCUUCUCCUCCGCCUGCCGAGCGGAGCCCCAGGGAGGUCCUGGCCGGAGGCAUCCCCCGAGGUGGCGGGGCGGUGGCGGGGGAACGGACGCGCCCCGCUGCCACGUACGCCGGCCGCGGCCAGCUGGCCCGGGCGGGAGCCGGGGAGGCGCGAGCACAUUGGCCGGCGGCUGCGAGCGAGCGGCGCUGGGAGCGAGCGGGUUUGUCCUCGGCCGACCCCGGCCGGCACGGGGAGAUGGCAGCGGCCGGGGGGAACCCCCCCAGGAGGGCGGCGCGGCCGCCCCCUCGCUCAGCCCUGCCAGGCCUGGGCUCCAUCCAGGGCUGCCGGCGUCCGCGGGGGCGAGCGGGGACAGAUGGCAGCGGGGAAGGGGAUGGGAAGAGCGGGACAGACAAAGGGAAGGCUGAGCCCCCCCUCUUCCCUGGGACUCUCUCCUGCGGGGUGCUGGCAUCCAGCCCCUGCGCCCUGGGCUGGGGGUACCUGGGGGCGCAGCUGCAGGGAGGGGGUGGGAGAGAGGACAGACAGAUGGGAGAGGGAAAGGAGAGAAAGGAAGGGAGGGAGGGAGAAAGGAAGGAAGAAAUUAAGGUGGAGAGAAAGGAAAAGGAAAAGGGACAGGGAAAUAUGCUGCCACUAUCUUGCUGCCCCAGCGAUUCCAGCCCCGUGGCAGAGCCCCACAGCACAGCCAGCCUCCCCCCAGAGUCCGAUGUGCCCCCAACAUGGCCCCUCCGAUGCUCCCCCAAAACCAGCCCCUGCACCACCACCACGCAGGGCUGAGGCAGCAGUUUUGAAGCCCUUCUCCAGGACUGGCCAAGACCCCAGUGCAGGGGCCAGUGUGACAGGGGACCGUCCCCAUACCCCAACUGGCAGUGCCAACCCUGAUCGGGGUGUAGGGGCACACAGGGGGCUUGCCGGCAGGUCUGUUCCCCCCCUCCCGCGGCCACGGGCGGGAGGGAGCACCGUGGGCAUCUGCCGCCCCAGCUGUCCCUUGCCAGUGCAGCACGAAGCCGGGCACCCAGCCAGGAUGGCAACUGCGGCCCCGGGGAAGGCACGGCGCUUGCCAGCGAGAGGGGACGGCGGGUGGCGAGGGCGGGGGACGGCAGGUGCUCGUGAGAGGAGCUCGCUCAUCUUUUAUUCAUCGGGUGCCUAACGGUGCGCGGAACCGCUCUGGCCCCUUGUCCCCUCCGGCGGCACAGGACGUGGCACUCCGUGCCAGGUCCCCGGCAGGCACGGCUCAGGCUGCCGGGGCCGCCGGGCUGAGCACGGCCCCGCUCGCUUCAGCGGUGACGCGAGGCCGGGCUGGCAGCGGGCACUGCGGGGAAGCCGUCCGGCUCCGGCACGCCGCCGGCUCGGCGCACUGCAGGAGAGCCGGGGAAGCCCUGACCUCCCCAAGGUCGCCGGCACAUCGAUCCGGAGAGCUCGAGCACAUGGAAACCGCCCCGGCCGUGCCAGCGCCAGGCUCGCAGCGGGGCUGGGCUCAGGAGCAGCGGCACCCCAGGCAGUGACGCUGCAGAAGGCAGGGGUGGCGGGGGGGUGGCACCCUGGGGAGCCCCCUCCCAUUCCGCUUCUGCAGCACGCAGCCGUGGGGGCAGGAACCCAGCCCCUGCGGAUUCUCUGCCGUCUCGUACCCUUGUGCCCUUUCUUGGGGGGGUAUCCUCUUGGACUUGCUGGGCUCUGCCUACCCCCUUCCCCUGAACCCUGGCCUCCCUGGCUGUUUGGCUGGGAGUAGAGAUACCGGGAACAGGGGGUUUGCUCCUGUUCAUCUCUGUGCUGGGGGUUCUCCAGCCUGCCUGCCCGCCUGUGCCCAGCUCUGCGAAUGACAGAUCCCAAAUAUUGUGAACCCCAUCAAUCUU
Messenger RNA from Haemorhous mexicanus (house finch), 2609 nucleotides. RefSeq lists its product as uncharacterized. The transcript is spliced from 2 exons. The record is from RefSeq and is a predicted model, not a curated record. Lineage: Eukaryota; Metazoa; Chordata; Aves; Passeriformes; Fringillidae. Bases 688 to 1533 code for a protein of 281 amino acids.